AUGCGAGUGGCCGUGAUUGGAGCUGGAGCUAGUGGCUUGCCGGCUAUUAAAAGUGCGCUUGAAGAGGAAUGCAAGGUCGUGUGCUUUGAAAUGUCAGAUGAUAUUGGUGGUCUUUGGCGCUACAAACCUAAUAUUUGUCCAGCAGAAAUGAUUGUUGGCAAAAAUUCAACUUACAGUUUCGAUCUUAAAAAGCACAUACGAUUCUCACAUAAAGUGAAAUCUGUAACAAGGCAUGGUCGCUUUGGUGAGACUGGACAAUGGAACGUGGAGUAUAUCAACCUCAAAACAAAUAACUUGGCUGUCGAAACAUUUGACGGCAUCAUGAUCUGCACUGGUCAUCAUAGUGAUCCUUACUGGCCAACACCUUUUCCUGGACAAAAAUCAUUUAGAGGGAAGCUUCUUCACAGCCACGACUACAGGGAUCAUAAAGGCUACGAGAACCAAGUUGUUGUUGUAUUAGGAAUUGGAAACAGUGGUGUUGAUAUUGCUGUUGAGCUGAGUAAAAUAUCAAAGAAGGUCUACUUAGCUACAAGAUCUGGAUCGUGGAUUAUGAAUCGCGUAUGGGACGGAGGAGAACCGGUUGACAUGGCUCUUCUUAGCAGAUUUGAUCACGGACGAUUCGGUUUAAAGCCUGAGCAUCGCGUACUUUCCGCCCACGUAACCAUCAAUGAUGAGUUGCCAAAUCGUAUAAUCUCCGGUACUGUAGUAAUCAAGCCAAAUAUUGGAUCAUUUACUAGUGAAGGUGUUAUUUUUGAAGAUUGUACCGAAGUACCCAAAGUUGACACGGUGAUUUUUGCCACUGGUUAUUCUUUCGGCUUUCCUCUCAUCGAAAAUGGUCAGCUGAUCCCAGUUAAAGAAAAUCAUGUCGACUUAUACAAAUAUAUGUUCCCGCCACAAUUGUCUCCCAAGAAUUCCCUAGCUGUCAUCGGGUUAGUUCAACCUACUGGAUCCAUCAUGCCGAUUUCGGAGAUGCAGACAAGGGUUUUCAUUGCGGCUCUCAACGGAAAAAUCACUCUACCGUCCAAGAAGAAAAUGGAACUCGAUAUAAAGUUGAAGCACAAAACACUGUCAAAAGAAUUCACUGCAAGUCGAAGGCACACUAUUCAGGUUUACUAUGUCGAAAUAAUGGAUGAGCUGGCUAAACUUCUCGGAUGUCGGCCUUCUGUGUUAAGACGUUCUUUAUGCGACCCGUUACUUGCAAAGGCUCUCUUAUUUCAUGGUCUUGUUCCCUAUCAAUACAGACUGCAGGGUCCUCAUAAAUGGCCAGGUGCUCGUGAUGCUAUACUUACCUCGGAAGAUCGAGUAUUCAAUGCAACAAGAACUAGAAUAACAAAAGAGACGCAAUGCAGCAAGCCUCCGAUUAAAAUCUUUAAUCUUCUACGUCUUUUUGAUUGA
This is a messenger RNA of Angiostrongylus costaricensis, 1395 nucleotides long. NCBI's taxonomy places the organism in Eukaryota, Metazoa, Nematoda, Chromadorea, Rhabditida, Metastrongylidae. The record is from the annotation of a GenBank genome assembly.